CUGGUGGCGCACCUCCACGCGCACACAUUCGUAGAGUGGAGCCCAAACUCGGUCAGGACACAGGUCCGACUUUAGACAACUUUCUACCUUACAGGCACUUUUAGGGAUCCGCUUUCUGUGGGGGAUACAGUCUCUUUUAGUCGCCUUCUUGCACACAAUGGAGGAGUAAACCAUUCAUUUUUCUUCAAAUGGGAAUUAUUUGCGCGCGUGAAACUUUGGCUCACUUUUCUCCCCAGUGAUUGUCAGACGCCCGUUUCGCUCGAAACAUGCCGGAGCGAAUAAGCAUUUCGGACUUUCUGGUCCUGACAAACGAGGAUUUGUCUUCGCCGGGGACUUCAAGUUUCCUGUCCAAAAUGAGCGACUGUCGGAACACAGUUUCAACCGUGGACGAGUCUCUGGAGAUGGACUACACAACUCUACACAAGAUGAAGAAAAUGAUCAAAUCUAUACACACUUCUGGACUCUCCCACGUGGACAACAAGGAGCAGUAUGUCGAGGUGCUGGAGAACCUGGGGAAUAGCCACCUGACCCAGGACAACAACGAGGUCUCCACAGGGUUCCUCAACCUGGCUGUGUUUACCAGAGAGGUGACAGCCCUCUUCAAAAAUCUGGUGCAGAACCUCAACAACAUCAUGGCGUUUCCUUUGGAAAAUGUGCUGAAGUCAGAACUCCGGGACAGCCGACUAGAGCUUAAGAAACACAUGGAGAAGAGCUGGAAGGACUACGACAUCAAAAUAGGGAAGCUAGAGAAGGAGAGGAAGGAGAAGACCAGGCAGCUGGGUCUGAUCAAGACGGAGGGAUCAGACGGCAGCGAGGACAUGGAGAGAGAGAGAAGGACCUUUCAGCUGCAAAUGUGUGAGUAUCUUUUGAAGAUCCAGGAGCUCAAAGUGCGUCAGGGCCCUGAUCUUCUCCAGAGCCUCAUCAAAUAUUUCCAGGCCCAGCUCAGUUUCUUUCAGGAUGGGCUGAAGGCUGCAGAGAAUCUCGCUCCCUUUAUCGAGAAGCUCGCUGCUUCUGUUCACACGGUGCGCCUGGACCAGGACGAGGAGGUAAAACAACUCACUCAGUUGAGGGAUUCUCUCAGAUUACUUCUGCAAGUGGAGGGGAAAGAGGAGUAUCUGAACAGGAAGAACUCUGGCAAUGGCUACAGCAUCCACCAACCACAGGGCAACAAGAAGUAUGGGACAGAGAAAUCUGGCUUCCUGCUCAAGAAGAGUGAUGGCAGGAUCAGGAAGGUUUGGCAGAAGAGGAAGUGUGGAGUGAAAUUUGGCUGCCUGACAAUUUCUCACAGUACGAUCAAUCGACCGCCAGCCAAGCUGAACCUACUGACCUGUCAGGUGCGCCCGAACCCAGAGGACAGGAGGACCUUUGACCUGGUCACUCAUAAUAGGACGUACCGUUUCCAGGCAGAAGACGAGCAGGAAUGUACGAUUUGGGUGUCAGUGCUACAGAACAGUAAGGAGGAGGCCCUUAACACAGCGUUGGUAGGCGACCAGCUCCACCUCCAGGACAGCGGGCUCCAGGAACUCUCCCGAAGCAUCAUCGGCGAGCUCCGACACAUGCCUGGCAACGAGGCCUGCACCGACUGUGGAGCGCCAGAUCCAACAUGGCUGUCGACCAAUUUGGGCAUCCUGACCUGUAUAGAGUGCUCUGGCAUCCACAGAGAGCUGGGUGUCCACUACUCCAGGAUCCAGUCACUCACCCUGGACCUCCUGAGCACCUCUGAGCUUCUGUUGGCUGUCAGUAUUGGCAACACCAGAUUCAAUGACAUCAUGGAGGCGGGCCUUCCAGAUGACUCUGUCAAACCAUUGCCACAAAGUGACAUGAACGCCAGAAAGGAGUACAUUGUGGCGAAGUACGCCGAGCGUCGGUACGUCCUGCGCAGAGAAGAAACAGACCCCGGCCGGCUGUACGAUGCUGUGAGGAGUCACAACCUCACUUCUCUUCUACAGCUCUACGCUGAGGGCGCGGACAUUUCCAAACCGCUCACACUGAGCGAUGGACAGGGGAUCAAAGAGACUGCUCUUCAUCUCGCGGUGCGUCUGGAGGAAAGAAGCUCUCUGGCACUUGUGGAUUUCCUCUGCCAGAAUAGCAACUGUCUGGAGAAGAGAACAGCAGAAGGAAACACAGCUCUUCACUACAGCGUCCUGCAUCACAAGCCCGAGUCUCUCAAGUUACUGCUCAAAGCAAAGGCAGCCCUACAAACGGUGAACUCUGCAGGAGAAACAGCCCUUGAUAUUGCACGGAAGCUGCAGCAUGCACAGUGUGUCGAGCUGUUGGAGCUGGCCCAGAGUGGGAAGUUUAACUCUCAGAUCCAUGUGGAGUUCAUGUGGGAGACACAGUCUCAGGAGUUUUAUGACAGCGAGGAUGAGCUGGAUGAGAGGGUGAGCCCGUUACCCAAAAAUGGAGGCGGUGGUACUUCCUUUUCCCGCUGGAGUAUGGGUAAUGGUGCCAGUGGUAAUACUGGAAGCAGGCCUUGUCAGACAUAUGAGAACCUAGAGUUUCUAUAUGGUAAUCCUCCAGCCAACAGCGCCCCCUCGGGAACAUCAAUGCCUCCACCACUGCCAGCUAAAUCCAUCCAGAGAGGUUGCUCGGACCCCCAGAUAUCAGUUACAACAAAGGAAGCCCUACCACGACGUUGCUCUAACCCAGCCUCCCACUCCUCCAGUCCCCAGACACAGGCGAGACAUCAGACCCCUUCAUCCAACACAGAAGGCCAAGGGGCGAGACCACCUAGGUCUCCCAAAGGACCGGGAGCUCUGCUCAAGGCACAGAGGCUGACUUGGGAUGGCCAGCCUGGUGCUCAAGGCAGUGUCACGCCAACAUCCUCUCAGAGUCACAUAGGGCCCGUCAGUUCAGAGAAGACCACUUCAUAUCGUCGGGCCAGCAGUGGAGCAGGCAGCCAAGGGAAAUGUGGCGCGUUGUCUCCAAGUUGUGUGGGCAGCCAGGAGGAGCUGUACUGCAGCUUAGUGGGGAACAGUCCCGGCCUCGCCCCAGCUCCUGCUCCUGCUCCUGCUCCUGCUCCAGCUCCAGCUCCAGCUCCAGCUCCAGCACCACCACCCUCACCUGUAGUGUCUUGUGUCCCACGGCCCCGCAAGAACGCUAUGGUUUCUGGCAGCAGGCCACAUCAGAAGCGUGUCAGGGCUUUAGUGGACUGCAGAGCAGUCAGUAAAGAGCAGCUGGCCUUUUUCAAAGAUGAGGUCAUUGUGGUCACGGCCACUAAUGACCCCCACUGGUGGGCUGGUCACAUAGAGGGGGACCCAUCCAGGAGUGGGACAUUUCCUGUCAACUAUGUACACAAACUAACAGACUGAAGGGACAGGAAAUAUGAAAUCUACCGUAUGGCAACAUAACAGAGAAACCGAACCAGCACAGGAUGCUUCCUACUGGAAACGUAUCGUCAUCACACAGAGGACUCAUCUAUCGGAGAGAGGACAGUGGUUUCUCCUGGAUCCAUCUCAAACUAGAGGGUUUGAGCAUCCUGAGAACAUUUCCACAUGAGGAUAUACUAGCCACAAGAUACCUCAGGGUGAAUGACACUGCCUUAGGAAUUUAUAACUUUUUUUAACAUAUACUCAUUCUGGAAACCAGCAAGGGAACUGAAGGCUUUCAGAGCCCCAUAUAAACUCUCAUUCCAAGGACAAUUCCCCCCCCCCCCCUUCUUGGUUUUUAACUGCAGUUGUCUAAAAUCAUGAAUCACUAUUAAUAGGUGAGAAGGCAUUUGUGGUUGGUGUAGAAACUGCUCUAUUAUGUCCAUUUUAACUAUUAACCAUCUGCAAAAUAAUGUAGAAUUAAGUUGUCGAUACUGAUCCAGGAUUUGUAACUUGGGUCAAAACUUACCUGCCGGGCAAAACCCCUUUUAAGGCACUUUAAACUCAUUGAGAAGAAAUCUUCUGAAGAGUUGGCAGGGUGGGUAAUGUAAAUAGUUUGAGAGCUGCCUGUUAAAUCAUAGUAUAGUGAGACUUUGAGUUGAGGUUUGAACCUGCUCAGGGUCUGUUGCAGCCUGCCUUGGGACUCUUGGGACUCUAAAUGAGGCUUUGUGUCUGCCAGUCUGUCUCCAACCUAACGGCAGGCGCCUGGGCAGAGAUCUGAAACUUUAGCUCAGCCAUCUUGCCUCUGGGCACAGCUCACUGCCUGCGGGGGGGAUCCAGUUUCUCCUGACUCCAGGCAUCUAGUCUCAGGAGAACCUGGAAUAACGACGGUGUGUUUCAGAAAACAAAACAAAAGACUCUGCAGAAAUGGCACUUAAAAGAGAGCUUGUUAGCAACAGCACCCCACUGCAGUAAUUUGUUCACACACACACUGUGGACACAUGUGCGUCACAUAAGGUAUACAUGACACAAGCACACUUGCACUUACAUUACACACAGAGCAGCUUCCACGAUUUAGGAACCUUUUAAGGAAGAAUGGAGAGCUGGGGUAGAGGUUAAACUGCUCCACUUUUUUACAUUAGUGACAAAUGUAACGCAUUUCACAGCUAUUACACAUGAUUUGUUGUACAAACUUGUAUAUAAAUGUCCACUGAUGUACAGUAUAUAUCACCUGUUUUCUCAGCUGUUAUGCAUUAUAAAGGAUUUUAUUAUUAGUGUUUUUUAUUACAGUCUUAAUCCAUGUUGGUAAUUUGAUGUCCUCUGAUCUAAUGUCUUGUGUCUUCUGUUCUGUUUCAUUAGUUGUCUAAAUGGCUCUGAGAAAAAAGAAGGGAAUAGACACCUCCUCAGUAUUCAUAGAGGAUUCUGUUCAAACACUGACGGUGAUCAGUAGAAGCAGACAGGAAGCAGGUGUUCACUUCCUUUGAAUCAUUUGAGUGUGAAGGUACAGUGCGUAGCAUUUUAAGCGAUCUAUUGGCAGAAAUGGUUUUCUUUAGUUUACCACCUGAAAAUUAAAUUGUGUUUUUGUUACCUUAGAAUGAGCCCAGCCAUUAAUAUCUAUAUCUACAUACGGAGCAAGUUCUCUUUACGGACCCAGAUAGCAUGUUUCUACAGUAGCCCAGAAUGGACAAACCAAACACUGGCUCUAGAACGGGCCGUUUGCGUGCUCGGCACACUGGAGAAAUUGCAGCUGGUUGCGAUCUCCAACCUCAGCGCUAGAUGCCACCAGAUGCUACACACUAGACCUUCAAACAAACAAGUGUGUUUCCCUGUCACUCUUUCUGCCUCCAUUACCUUGUUAUAGUGUUGAUGUAUUAAGCAAACAAAUCAGGAGACGGGCAUGUUUUCAGAUAAAUGCAAAGCAGUGAAACUCAGUAGGAACUCUUGUCAAUUGUAAACAAUAGUGAAUUCAUUCAUAUUAGGCAGUCUAUUUGUAAAUACAAAUAACACAUGUUUAAUAAAGUGCCAUACAGUCUUAUUGUGUGGUGUUUUUCUGUAUCUGUUAUGAGUCAAAUGGACUAAUGUAUUGUAUCUGUCUUAAAGCCAGAGCACAACUACAGACAAAAGGUACUAAGUCUUUAAUCCUCAGCACAAGGACGCAUCGCUUAAAUUAAUAGUGAGUGAGAGCACGUGUAAAACCUACUUCCUAGUAAAAGCUUAUAAAUGUGCAUAAUCAUUGUGACGGGUCUUUAGUGGCCGUGAUAAUGUUAUGCACACUUAGCUGGAUUGUGCAAUAUGUUAUGGUGAAUGUUAUUCCACAUAUACUAGUCUUUGAUACUCAAAGUUCAAUAAUUCAAAAUCCAUAGACUCAAACUCAUUUAUGAACAUUUGGUUACAAAUGGACUUGCAUUUAUAAAGCACCUUUCUAGUCCUCUGACAAUUCAAAACACCACAUGUCAACAUUUACCCCAUAUACACAUUCACAUUCAUACUCUAGCAGUGUGGUACCUUGUACCUCUUCCAUCAAUCAGGAUCUAAUCUUCAUAUGCUCAUUCACAUACUCGUACACCAAUGGUGCCAUAAGACGACUUAAAAACUAUUUGAUUUUGAAACAAAACGUCAUUCUUAUUUUGAUGCUAUUGUCCAUUGAUAUUCUCUCCCAAAAAACUAUUACAUCCAAGUUCUGGCCUAUGGUAAAAUAGUAUAGUCAUCGUACCUUUGUGUAAUUCAACUACUCACUUGUGUGAGCAAGGCCUGUCCAAAAAAAAAAGAUGGCAUUACUCUCAGUGAAACAAGCCUGGACCCUUUGUAAAUACAUUUUCUCUUCUUGCUACCAUUGCUGGCCUCCUCGCAGCUGAUUUCCUCCCCUUCUACCCUUUAUGCCUUCCUAAAUCUAAAUCUCUCCCUCUACAUCUUUCUUGGCAGUCUUCUCUCGAGUUGUCUGUCCUUCCGGCCUCAUUUGUUCUCCAUCCGGAUGUUGCUUCUGUUCUGAUCCUCUGAACCAGAGCCAGGAUGAUGAAAUUCCAACCUGUCACUUACAUAACCGGUCACUUCACUAACAGCCAGGAUAAUAAUGCCACGGCUUAUUCUGCUCUGCCAGCCGAGUAGCCCAUAUACACACACACACACACACUCAAUUCUCCAUUAGGCCUGCCUGUGUGCACUAAUGCAUACGAGGACUAAAAUGUUACUUCUAAAACAUACUGUAGUAUAAAUGCAUUCAUUCACUAAUGCCCUCAUCCAUUUAAUGUAUAUUCAUGCACACAUACACUACACAAAUAUAAUUUAACGUAAUGUAUACAUGCUGUGGAAUAAUCAUAAUUUUGCCAUUUAUUUUCUACAAGCAGGUUAUAUUUAGGACCUCAUUGCCACUAUAUGGUAUUAUUU
Messenger RNA from Anarrhichthys ocellatus (wolf-eel), 6692 nucleotides. RefSeq names its product ArfGAP with SH3 domain, ankyrin repeat and PH domain 3 (gene asap3). The record is from RefSeq and is a predicted model, not a curated record. Gene Ontology annotation, molecular function: protein binding; GTPase activator activity. The coding region runs from base 267 to 3311 and encodes 1014 amino acids. Gene Ontology annotation, cellular component: cytoplasm. Lineage: Eukaryota; Metazoa; Chordata; Actinopteri; Perciformes; Anarhichadidae. The transcript is spliced from 26 exons. Gene Ontology annotation, biological process: positive regulation of GTPase activity.